Molecule: messenger RNA, 1439 nt
Organism: Hirundo rustica (Barn swallow)
Lineage: Eukaryota; Metazoa; Chordata; Aves; Passeriformes; Hirundinidae
Gene: RPL39
Product: ribosomal protein L39
Exons: 3
Coding region: 1034-1189 (51 amino acids)
Biological process (GO): translation
Cellular component (GO): ribosome; cytosolic large ribosomal subunit
Molecular function (GO): structural constituent of ribosome
Source: RefSeq, a predicted model, not a curated record
CAUGUACUUACGCAAUCCAGAAGUGCCUCUGGAGCAAAAAAGGAACAAAGGAAGAAAAGGGAGCAUUGUGCUGUUGGAUAUUUCUGGUUAAAGAACCUCAGUGUAGAUUCAGAAUUUGAAAUGUGUUCUCAUUGUAAUAUUUUUGGUUAUUUGAACUUAUUUUCCCAACAUCUAACUACAACAGAAAAGAGAAUCUUUGCGAAAUAGAAAGACUUUAUAGCCUUAAGUUUGAUAAUAAAUAAGUUGUGGUCAGGAGGGGACAAGACCUGGAUCAAAAGCCAGAGCUCUACUCUAAGGCAAUUAGAGCCAGUGUUGGAUGCACUUAAGCAGACCAAGCUUGGAGUUGCCUGGAGUUAACACAGGUGUUGCUGUGUUGUGUGGUGCUCCUAUGUGAGGUAGGGAAGCUAAAGUGUGUCAGUCUAGCACUGAGACACAUACACAGGCUGGGGUUGUUGAAGUACCAGUGAAUAGGAGCCUUUUGGCACAUAAGGGGCAGAACAUCUGGCAGUGCAGUAACCAUGUUAGGGAGGGAGAAAGCCGUCCUCUUCAGUGGUUCUCUGGAUAAAGUAACUUAAGUUGGAGUGUAUGAAUAAGCUGGCUGAAUAGUUGAAUAUGUCUUGAUAAAUUCUCAUGUAAAGUCUCCCUACAUUGAAAUGUUUAUUUUUAAUCAAAUGUAGCUGGUUUGGUCAUCCUGUUCUUUUCCAGCAUUUUCCUUUCUCUCAAGUCUGAAACGCUUCUGAACUCCUGCUCUCUCGGAACUGCUUCCUCUUCUGUCAUAACUUGAAGUACUGUUUUACAGCCCAGAACGAGACUUCGCCAGUAGCAGCUCCUCCCGGUUUUAGCCAUAGCUGUUUUUUGUACUAAACCCAAAUAAACUCCCACAAACUCGCUCGGCCGCUGCCGCCCCUCACUGCGUGAGGGACCGCCGGGCCGGCAGGGGGCGCUGCGCCCGCCCCGCCAUCGCCGCUCCGCCCCCCCCCCUUUCCGCCUCCUCGGACGCCGCCAUCGCCGGGACGCCGCGCCGCUCCGCGCCAUGUCGUCGCACAAGACGUUCAAGAUCAAACGCUUCCUCGCCAAGAAGCAGAAGCAGAACCGGCCCAUCCCGCAGUGGAUUCGCAUGAAAACCGGCAAUAAGAUCAGGUACAACUCCAAAAGGAGACACUGGAGGAGGACCAAACUGGGCUUGUAAGAGAGACUGUCCUGGGAGCUCUAAUGAACACUGGUCUUUCUGUGUCAGAUUGAUAACACUCUCAAGUCAUUCCUUCUGUGGUGCUGGACUGCAGUCUCCAGUGUGGAGUUUUUAUAAGCUGGUCUGGGAUGUUGAUGUUAACUGGGAAAAUCUUUGUAUCUGAUACAUGGAGACUGUUCUAUUACUGUUCUUUCAGGCAUCACAAUGAGCAUUGACAGUGCACAGGCUUAUUAAUAAAUAUGGACCUGAA